AAUUUAUUUUGUUUCAGAACAUGAUGAUCGUGUCAAUGACAAUAUACGAAGAGUAUCUUUCAAACCAGGAAGCAACCGCAUUGGAAAUCCUAGAAGUGGAGAAUUGGACAUGGCUAUUCGUGCGAGUAUUGCUGAUGAUGAUGUUGAUAUGAGCACACCAGGCUCAAGUGGAAGAGGUUCUGGGCGGUUCAACCCAUAUUUUGGGAGAGGCCGUUUUGUUGGUAGAGGUGGCAGAACUUCAUGUAGGAGUUCAGGUAACAGAAGGAGACCAGGUCGUGGCAGCCCCCCUGUACCUUCACAGUUCAGCCAGAAGAAUGGUCCAGAUAACACAGUAUCAUGGUUUAAAGUAACAAUUCCUUAUGGGGGCAAGUAUAGCAAAGAUUACAUCCUGAAAACAUUACUGGCCAGUGUCGCACCAACUAUAUUUAUUCCGCUGCGUUAUGAAGUUCGAGGAUCAGAUUCGUCAUUUUUUGUUGAUGAUUAUAAUGCCGCAGAAAAGUUGACCAGCAUUAGCAAGAAAAUUACUACAUUUAAAGGAUUUAAGCUGUUGGUGAAAGUAAGGCCUGGCUUACCGCAUGUAGAGAUUGAUUCUACCAUGAAGGAAAAAAUAAAGGCAGCAAUGAUUAAGCGUUUCAAUGUUAACUUAAAAGCCCUUGAUUUGUCACGUUUUCACACGGAUCCAGAUCUUAUGGACAGUUAUGCUGUGGCAUUGUUCAGACCCGCCAUGAUGUUGGCAGUGUUGGAUAUUGUUGUGGAAAAUGCUCCUGAUCUGGCAGCACUCGAUUUAUCUGACAACAAGCUGUACUCACUUGACAACCUCAGUGUGCUUUCUACUAAACUCCCAAGCCUCAGAGUCCUUUACAUCGGGAGAAACAGGAUACGGGACAUACAUCAGUUGGACUGUUUAGAGGGCCUUCGUCUAGAAGACCUAAUGUUGGAUGGAAACCCUCUGUGUGACAAAUAUCAGGAUCAGAAUGUAUAUGUAAGUGAAGUGAGGAAGAGGUUCCCAAAGGUGUUGAAGCUGGAUGGAGUUGACCUGCCUCCACCAAUCCUGUUUGAUGUUAAUGAAGACUUACAGUUACCAAAAAGUAAGGGGAACUACUUAUGUACAGAAGAAGGCUUGAAUAUGGUCCGCCAAUUCCUGGAACAAUUCUACCAACUGUAUGACAGUGAUAAGAGAGAACAGUUGGCUAAUGCUUACCAUAAUGAUGCCAUGUUUUCAAUUACGUCAACAUAUCCACCUGGUCAGAGUUCCACUACCACUUCCAAGCUCGUGAAUUACAUCACAGACAGCCGGAAUCUUCUUCGUGUGAAAGAUAAUGGUAGAAGACAAAAGUUACUGUACCAAGGAAAGUUGGCUAUAAUUGCUUGUCUUUCCAAGCUACCCAAAACACAUCAUUAUCCUCAUACAUUUGUUGUAGAUCUCACACUUUUCACGCCGCAGUUGAUUAUGGUAUCAUUGACGGGCUUAUUUCUGGAGCCAGGACCCACAAGAAAUGAACCUCUUAGGUCAUUCAACAGGGUGUUAGUCAUUGUGCCUUAUGGUGAGGGUUAUUGCAUCAUUAAUGAGGAGCUGUUUGUGACAAAUGCAACAGAUGAACAAAGUAAGGCGGUAGUGAGAACUUUGCCACCAGCCGUUAUGUCACCACCUACACCAGCUCCUACACCAGUACCAGUUGCAGUCUCCCCUCAAGCUGCUUUUACUGAUGAUAUAAUGAAGCAGCAGAUGGUGGAAGGAUUUGCUGUUCAGUCUGGGAUGAAUGUGCGUUGGGCAAGAAAGUGUCUAGAAGAUUCGAACUGGAAUUUUCAGCAAGCUGUAUCUGUUUUCACUGAACUAAAUAAGAAAGGGACAAUUCCACCAGAAGCAUUUAUGAAGUGAAUAUAGACACGUUUUAUCAGAAAAUUUAUUUUUGAAAGGUUACAUCUCAGUGUCCAGUGUUGUCUCAGUGUAUAAGUGGAAAAUUUUGGAAAGACAUAUUAGAUCUUGAUGGUGUGCCAGUGAGGUUACAGUCGUUCAUCUGUGAGUGAAAAGCUGAUCUAAAUGUGCAAAAUUAAAAUGUAGUGAAGUAAGAUGUGUGUGAGUACCAUCGAAAUUCUGUUGGCACAGUUUGAACCAGAACUACUUAUUUAAUGAGUUGUGUUGUAUUGUUGCAAAGCCCAGAUAAUACGUUAUUCCUUAUUCUUACCUGUGUUACUGGCCUAAAGUUCACUGCGGGAUCUGUGAAAGGGUUGGCGAUAAAUAAAGCCUCAUGCUGCAAUAACACCACUCAAAGACCAUGAUUCGUUAUUGUUGUAGCAAAAGAAAUGUCUUUUGUUGCUGAUAUGAUAACUUCACCCCCCAAAUAUAAAAUGUCUUGAAUUUUAUUUCAGUAGCUUAUAUUGUAAAAGUAAUACUUUCUAACGUCUUUUAUGUAUGUAUAUAUGUUAUGAGAAUAAUAAUAAUUUGUAAAAAUUUUAGUUUUGGUAAUUUGAAAACCUACAUAGAACAGAGAGGAAACUGUUCUCUUUGGUAUAGAUUUUGAAUAACAGACGCAUUGGUGGUUUUUUCAUAUUUUGCUGAUGGUUCAGAUUUUUAACUGACAUAUAUUUCUGAAUGCAUACAAAUUCUGUGUGCGAUAAUAGGAUUAACUUAGUUCAGGUACUUAUGUUAAGUACUGGCUGUGAUUGUUUAGAAUGUUGGUAUACUAUUGAUGUCUUUGGGAAAUUCCAGUACAGGCAUACCUCGUUUUAUUGCGCUUCACUUUAUUCUACUUUGCAGAUAUUGCAUUUUUUACAAAUUGAAGGUUUGUGGCAACCCUGCAUCGAGCAAUUCUAUCGGCACCAUUUUUCCAACAUCAUGUGCUCACUUCGUGUCCCUUUGUCAUAUUUUGGUAAUUCUCGCAAUGUUCUCGCAUUGAUUUUUUGGACAUAAUGCUGUUGCACACUUAAUAGACUACAGUAUAGUAUAAACAUAAUUUUUAUAUGCACCGGGAAACCAAAACAUUUGUGUGAUUCACUUUAUUGCGGUGGUCUGGAACCGAACCCACGAUAUCUCCGAGGUAUGCCUGUAUUUAAUCAUAAAAUAAGUUUACAUAUAAUAUUACUUUCUAUAAAAAUAUAAAAUAAUGGCAAAGUUUAGAUGUUUAAAAUAGUAAGGACAAACUUCUUUUUUCUCCCUUGGUGCUUUAUUUACAGUAUAUAGAAACAAAUGUACCAUAAUCCAGGUUUGUGCCUUUCUUUGCAUCACUUUUUUUUCAAAAAAAUGAUGCAAAGGCAUGUUCACAAACUGCAGUCCACUUCAUAGAACUUGCUUCUUAUGUUAUGUUUUUUUAAGAUUCUCACAGUAGUGAAGAUGUUGAUGGUGUUCUGGUUGUGGUAUCAUGUGGAUUUGGAAGUAGGUACCAAUUUUUGGAGAAUGCCAUGCCCCUGUCUUCAGCCUGGAAGGUAGCUAGUUCUGCUGUGUUGGUACCCACUUGCAGGUCCACACAGCACCUCAACUGUGAGGACCACAUUUGCCAUUGCUAGUUGAAAUGACUUGGCUGGGGAUUGAACUCUUGUUUCUUGUGUGGACUAUCAAGGCACUAAUGCCAGAAGAGAAAAACUCUUGCUUCAGUGAGUUGAGCAGAGGACAGUGGAACAUUAAUGGAUGUAAGUCUGCAGUGUCAUUAAAUUCCCAUGACACACUUCUGCUAACGUUAAAUGUUGCAUAUAGCCAUCCUGCAAAAUUACUUGAUGUCUCGGUAAGGUACUCACAUGAAGUUGAGAUCUGUGUUCAGUCUUCGGCUGUUUUAGCAUUAUUUUUCAUUAUUUGGGGUGGGGGAUGUAAAGUGUCAAGAAUUGUCACUUAAACACAAAACAAAGUGUCUUGUGUUUUGCCACUUGUUUUAUUCCUGUUAAAUAAUUUUUGUUUUCAUUCAUGGGAGAAAAGCAGAAAGGGAUUUCCAUUAACAGACAACCUGUUUCAAAAUUAAACUUUUUUGAGUAUCUACUACUGGGGUUUAAAUCAUAGCAGUGUUGUUUACACAUUGAAUGCUGGCAGCCUUGUGCUUUUGACUUUUCUUUUUCUUUCAGAAAUACAGUCGCUCAGGAAAAUAUUGUUUAAAAUUAUUUUAGGUUAUGCAGAUCUCACAUUUCAUAAUUUGUCAUUAAUAUUGACUGUCUUCAUCACUACUACUUUUUAAUUGUAUUUAAAAGUUUGAAUCUGAUUGAGCUUUCAUUUGUGCAUUACACAUUACAGGCCGCUUUCUGAUGUGUUAACAGAAGUCAUCUAGCACGCAAUAUAUGUAGACAAUGUAAUAAUUGAAUUCUGUUAUCAUGUCUUUUAUCGGUAGGAUAGUGGUACCGUGAAUAGCUACAAUCAAUCUUUGCUGCAUGCGUUGGAUUAAAAGAAAGUGGAAGGUGUUGUUCAGAAAUCUGAUUCAGAAACAAUAGUAGAUUUCCAAUUCCAUUAACGCAGAUGCACCCACAUUUAUUUGAACUCUCUGACCGUGGUGAUAUCUUUAUAUUUUGAUGAAAUGGCAAAUUAAUGACAUAGACUAUAUCUUAAAACUGUAAUCAUGUUUUGACCCAGCAUAUGGAUUCAGUCAAAUCAAACCAAACCUCAGAAUCUGUUCAAAUGGAUUGUAGCAACUGUAGUGUUUGUAUUUAACGUGGAUAAAUUGUCUACACAGUGCAAUUGCAGAGAGCGUGUCAGCUAACAUUAUAGUUUGGCACAAAAAAAGAGAGUAAGCAUGUAAUAAGAAUAAACAGUACAUACUUCUAAAUAAUGUAGUGAUUCAUGUCAGCAAGAUACAGAUUUAUGUUUUUGAAGGUACCUAAUUGUACUUUCCACUUUAUUACACAUUGUGUUAAUAACAAAAUAAAAAAUGUUUGGUAAUGGAAUCUCCAUAUAUUACCAGACAAAAAUAAAAUGCUUCACUGUAAAUUGAUGGGAAUAUUGCCAUUUAGUAAUAUUAGAACACUCAUUUUGUUGAUGGCGUGACUAACAUGAAGACAUACUUCAUUUUUGUAUUUUGGUUACAUUACUGAAAGUAUUGUAUUUCCUCGAUUUUAAGACACCGUUGAUUGUAAGAUGCUCCCUUGAUUUAGUAAUAGGUUUACAGGAAAAAGACACUGUAACGAUUCUUAGUUGCCGUCAAAUAUAAGAUGAAUCCUGAUUGCAGAAGUUUUAAAAUGCUUUAAGUGUGUGUCUUAUAGUCAAGGAAAUACAGUGUAUAAUUGUCUGAUUUCAGAACUUGUUUUCAUUGUGGUAAGCAAGAUAUAAUAUUGCUGAAGAAACAACUGAUGUGGACAAAAAUUAGAAGCACUCCUUGUGUUAUAAUACUACUAUAUGUGUAAUUACAGAGUUUUCUAUUUUCUCUUUUAUGAUGUUUUUCAGACGUGUUUAUGCCAAAAAUACUGCAAAAUUGAGUAAUAAAAGAUGAUAUUUUGUGAUUCCAUCACUUUUUAUAACAAUUUGAUUCCCUGUAAUUGCACUUGAAAAUAAAAUCUUUGUUUCAAAGGUGCUUGCUGCUUUCCUGCCUUACCUGAGGAUGGAGACAGUAAGCACCACUGAAAUAUUUUUAAAUUCUGCUAGACUACAUGGCACAACAAACCAGAAGAUAGCAAUGUUAAUACUUGCCACCUUGAGAACCUGACAUCAGAUUUUAUUAUAAAUGCAGUAAUAUGUCUUAUAACUUAAAAAAGAAAGCUGCUAUUGAGUUUAAGAUAUUGAUCAAAUUGAGUUUCCAUUCAUAAUGUUUAAUGACUGUAUUGGUAUGAAGGGAUUCAUGUGAUAACACCAACCAAGUGUUUUAAAUCCACAAUGCCACUGAUUGUGAAUGUUUGAUAGAUCGAACUGCGUGAAUUUAUCUAAUGAAUCAUUACAAAGAAAAACCUAAGGCUUAAUUGAAAAAUUUAAAAUAAAUGGACCUGUGAAGCUUGCAUAGUCAGAAUGGAGUUGAAACUGAUAUUGUUCAAACAUAUUUUGCCACAGACAACAUGUAGGUUUGCAAAUGUCUCAUUUUUGCAUUAACAUUAAAACAGUAAAAAUUAUUCAAAAUUUUGUGCAGAACUGUUCAUUGGGUCCUAUUAUAUAUGACAAAGAGAAAAGGACUGGAAAUUACUUUCACUUCAUAUGGUGGCACACAGAUUAUACACCCUUGCCAUAAAAGAAAGCAGUCAUUCAUUUAUUCACAUUAGUUUCAGUAACUACACUGAAAUGAAAAUUGAUUUUCUUGUGUGUAAAUGUUUUGUUAUAAGUCGAGAAAGCUCUUGAACUUCAGUCCAAGUGAGCUUAUCUGUCGUCAUGCAAGGUUUUUCCAGCACACUGCCAUCAAAGAAAUUUCCUCUUGCCAUUCCACAUUUCUACCAGGGACUACUGCUAGGAGAGCUGCUGUAGAUAUUUUCCUGACGUGAAAUGCCGUUCUUAUGUUGAGGGAAACUUCUUGUAUUACGCUUGAUAUUUUGAUUGUAGGUCUAGAAGUUACCUUCAUAAUUUGUAGCAUGCUUGGGAUGCCUGAAUCAUUGUCUGCUUCAUUAAUCAUGUCCUGGCUAAUGAAGGAUUGAUUGUCCUUCAUGUAUUUUGACAGAACAUGAUGCCAUCACACAAAAUACAUGAAAAGCUAUUCAUGCUGAAAAUCAUGGCCCAUGAUGUACUGAUGAUGUUGGUGAGUGUCAGUUAAUCAUCUAUGGUCCUCUCGUAUGACUUGAGCAUUGUCUAUAUUCUCCUCGUUACAAGAUACCAUUGGCAUUCUCUUCUGCAGAUUGUCUUUCUGUGAUUGUAGCUCUGUUUGAAAACUUUUAACCAUUUGUGUAUUGCAGCUAUACCUAUGUGUGAUUCUUUAGGCUCUGAUCAUGCUAUAAGUUUGUAAGAAUAUCGUACCCAAAACUUGAUGUUUGAUGUUCCUUUGUUUUUCUAUAUGUUGAUGUGCUGAGUUCAGAAAAUAAAUUUUGUCACUGAACAGACCAGAGCUUUCUUGCUGUCUGUGCACACUUGCGCCUUUCCCGCAUAUCUCCAAAUGAUUGAAAUAGCUGUUGUGUCAUUCAGCUCAUAAUGAGGAAGUUCACAAACCUCUUUGACUUUACGAUGUAAUAUUUUGGUUUACACUCAUAUGCAACAUUUAAAAAAGUGAACUCGGGGAUCUGGAUAGCAGUGUAAAUGCAUUUCAAGAAUCACCUUUUCUAUUUUGUUGAUGUUUUAACAGUUUCUUGAAGUACAUUUCUUUGCUCUACAGUAAGCAUUGUGUUAUAGUCUUCAGCCAUUUUUAGACAUGAGCAAAAAAUGUAUUUAUAAAAAGACAUUGCACAAAUAGAAUUUAUAAAGGAACAAAGUAGAGACUUUUUAGAAUUUUAUCAAUUAAGUAGUAAAUUACUGAAUAUCUAGUACUAAGGUCAGAUUUUAUAUAAAAGGAAAAUAUGCAAACUCAUUUUGUCAGUGUGGAGUGAAGAACAACUUUGUGCAUAAAAUUGUGUUCUCUGUCCUUUCUGUUAGUGGAGUGAUUCUAUAUGUGUAAAAUUGUAAGUGCAGAAGAUGUAUAAAUUCAUAGACCCUAGCUUUAUAUUUAUUUUCCAUAUACAUCACAUAGAGAUGAGAAUAUGGUUGAUGAACUAAUUUAAAAAAAAUAUUGUUUAUCAUUUAUUUGUAGCAGGAACUACAAUUUUGUCAUAGUAUAAAGUGCCACUGGUAAAUUCAGUAGUAGUGUUAACGAAUGGUAUUACGGAACUUUUGUUAAAGAAAGUUUGCAUUCUUUAGAUUAGGAAACAUGUUUGGAAUAAUUUUUCCUGUAGGAGUGGGUAUAUCAUUUGUAAAACACACCUUUAACAAACUACUGUUUUAUUGUAUGUGAAUAGUUUGCACCAUUCAGUGUUAACUUGUUGAUUACUUUACUGUGCAAGUAAGAGCUUGAUUAUAAGGUCCACAUUUUAAAUGACUAGAAUUUUUAGUACAGAGAAACAUGGAACUGUUUUGUGGACCUUACAUGUUUCAUUGAACUAGAAGAUGUUUAUGAUUAAAUAUGUUCAGUCAUUACUUUCAUUUGGGAACAAGAGUAAACUGAUAUGAAUAAGACUGUUUAGAUAUUGCAUUAUUACUUUAUCUUCUUAAUGCAUCUUUUUAUUUUAAUUUCUUUGAUGAAAUUUUAUAAAAUAAUUGAACAGGUUUUGACUUUGUGAACCUUCUCAGCAGGAGCUAAGUGACAGGUCAAUUGAAAAUGUUACUUCACCAGAAAGUAUUGAACUGAUCAUAACCUUAAACAUCAGCUUAAUGUGGUAUGUAGCUUUCAUGAGAAAGGGGAGGACCAUGGAGACCGACAUGUAGAUGGGAGGCUAAUUUUAAGAGGGAUCUUUAAAACAAGUCAGGAUGUGGACUGGAUUUUUUUAACUGAAGAUAGGUUCCAGUGGCACAUUCUUGUGAAUACAUUAGUGAAUCUUUGUGUUCCUUGUGAGGUGAGGAACUUAUUCUCUAGCCGAGGCAAUGUUAACUUGUCACGGACUGAUCUGUGGAAUUUUGGAGUUCAGUACUUGUGUACAUUUUUUGUCAAGCAAAUAUUAGGUUGUGAAGUGUCAUGUAAGUUUCUUUUAAUGUUACAUUUCAUGUAGAGUGACAGAAACACAAAGAAAUAAAUAGAAUUGUGCCUUUUUCAUGAGAAUAUGGUUAAUGAACUAAUUUAAAAAAAAUAUUGUUUCAUAUGCUGAUAGGUGUGAAAAAGGUGUAACCUAGCAUUCAACAAGACUGAGUGAGUCCAUCUGUGUAACUGUAUUUUCAUACAGAAUAAUUAAUUGAAUGUCAGAAGGCAUUUUGUCAAUAUAAAAGAAUGUAAAAAUUGUUCAGAUGUAUCCUGUUUCUAUAUAGAUGUUUGGUUGUGCUAAGUUAAUUAUGGGAGAGCUUGAAAUAUUUUAAUGCAAGAGAAAUAAACAACAUGCAAAAUCUA
Zootermopsis nevadensis is the source of this 8888-nucleotide messenger RNA. RefSeq names its product nuclear RNA export factor 1-like. Gene Ontology annotation, biological process: poly(A)+ mRNA export from nucleus. The record is from RefSeq and is a predicted model, not a curated record. Gene Ontology annotation, cellular component: cytoplasm; nucleus. Gene Ontology annotation, molecular function: protein binding; RNA binding. NCBI's taxonomy places the organism in Eukaryota, Metazoa, Arthropoda, Insecta, Blattodea, Termopsidae.